Messenger RNA from Prosopis cineraria, 2543 nucleotides. Its product is annotated as DNA repair protein RAD4. Gene Ontology annotation, cellular component: nucleotide-excision repair factor 2 complex; XPC complex; nucleus. NCBI's taxonomy places the organism in Eukaryota, Viridiplantae, Streptophyta, Magnoliopsida, Fabales, Fabaceae. Gene Ontology annotation, molecular function: single-stranded DNA binding; damaged DNA binding. Gene Ontology annotation, biological process: nucleotide-excision repair; mismatch repair. The record is from RefSeq and is a predicted model, not a curated record.
UCUGUAAUGCCUUUAUUGGCUUGCUUGUCCCUGCCCGGACCAUAAAGAACCAAGAACACGCCCAUUUCUUUACAAGAACCAACUGUUUCUGGCGCCACGAGCCUCACUUUUUAUUCCCCACUCUUUGAAUCCUGAGAGAUUGGCAAGACUAGAGUAAUGCGAAGCAGAGGUAGUUCCAAGCGAAAGAGACGUGCCUCAUCCUCAGAAAAUGAAACGAGAGCUCUACACAACUUGGAAGGUAGAAGCCAAUUUCAGCCGCCAAGUGAUAUUGGAAUGCUGGAUAAAACAUUCCAGGAGGCAGGGGCCAAGUUCCUUAGCUGUGCCGAUAAAGUUGGCUCUUCCUUGAAAGAGACAGAUGAUAGUAAUCUUCAUUUAGAUCAUUCAAUUGGGAUGUCUGAGUCAGAAAGAAAUGACUAUCAAGCCUUGGAACCAGUCCUGCCACCAGAGACUUUAGAGAAUGGACAUUGCAGUAGAAAUGUUAUGAAAAAUGCUUCUUUGAAAGAGAAAUGUGAUGAUGUAAGUUUAGACAAAAGCCACUGGAACAACAAGGAAGAACUGGAUGACUCAGAUUGGGAAGAGGGUUCAAUUGCCCCAGAUGAUCAUCCUAUGACUAUUGAAUUGAAUGUGACCCCUGAUUUAUCUACACAGAAACGAAUUCGCCGUGCUUCAGCCCAGGAUAAGGGCUUUGCUGAGCUUGUGCACAAGGUUCAUUUGCUUUGUUUACUUUCUCGUGGAAGAUUAAUUGACAAAGUCUGUGAUGAUCCUCUAAUUCAGGCUUCGUUGCUUUCUCUACUUCCAGAACACCUGAUCCAGCUAUCAAAUGUCACCAAGCUCACUUCAAAAGCUUUACAUCCUCUUGUUGCAUGGUUUCAUAAUAAUUUUCGUGUUAAAAAGUUUACUAGUGGAGAAAUGUCAUUUCAUUCUGCUGUGGCAUCAGCUCUUGAAACACGUGAGGGUAGUUUUGAGGAGGUUGCUGCAUUAUCAGUUGCCCUAUUUAGAGCUUUGAAUCUUACAACAAGGUUUGUCUCCAUUUUGGAUGUUGCCUCUCUUAAACCAGGUCAAUCCUUUAGAUCUGAUGCAACUGGAUCUAGUAAGGGUGUAUUUAAUGCUCCAACAGUGAUGGUAUCCAGGCCAGAAGAAGACCUUAGGCACCCUAAAAAAUUGUUUUCAGGCUAUGAGAGAGAAAAUUCCAGUGAAAGUUCUCUUGGCCAAUCACAUGAAAGGAAGGAAUACCACUCAACGAGUCAUUUGACUGAGUCCACAAAUCCCCCUUUUGCUCAUGAGCUGAAUGGUAGCGUGUCCAACUCACGAAAUUCUGAGACAGAACAUAAUCACCCUGAAUGUCUCACUAACCAGACUGGUAAAGCAAAGAGGAAAGGGGAUCUUGAGUUUGAAAUGCAGUUGGAAAUGGCUCUUUCUGCUACAGCAAUUGGGGAUGAGUUGAACAAAAAGGAGUCAUGUCUGAGAAUCUUGAAUGCUAAUUCAGAAAAUUCUCCAUCGAAAAGAAUCAAAAGGAUUAUAUGUGAUGAAUCUUUAACCUUCCCGCGUGAAAUGUCUACAGCAGUUGGACCAAUGAAAUUUGGAUCUCCUCUGUACUGGGCAGAAGUAUAUUGCGGUGGAGAGAAUUUGACCGGAAAGUGGGUUCAUAUUGAUACUAUCAAUUUGAUUAUUGAUGGAGAACACAAGGUCGAAUCCAUGGCUGCUGCAUGUAAAACAUCUUUGAGAUAUGUUCUUGCUUUUGCAGGUCAGGGAGCCAAAGAUGUGACCCGCAGGUACUGUACAAAGUGGCACAAGAUUGCGUCACAACGAGUUAAUUCAAUGUGGUGGGAUUCAGUUCUGGCACCACUGAGAGAGCUAGAAUCAGGUGCAACUGAAGGAGUGGUUCAUGUGGAAACAAACCAAGCUAUAUCUGCAGAAUCCAGAAAGGGUAAUUCAUUUGCACCAACUCGGAGCUCCCUUGAGGAUAUUGAGUUGCAGACCAGGGCAUUAACUGAACCUCUUCCAACUAAUCAGCAGGCUUACAGAAGUCAUCCACUUUAUGCAAUAGAGAAAUGGCUUACCAAGUAUCAAGUUCUUCAUCCCAAGGGCCCAAUUCUUGGCUUUUGUUCAGGCCUUCCGGUUUACCCAAGGACUUGUGUGCAGACGCUUAAGACAAAAGGGAGGUGGCUUCGGGAAGGGCUGCAAGUUAAAUCCAAUGAACAUCCUGCAAAGCUGCUCAAAUCUUCUGUAAAACAUCAAAAAGUACAAGAUUCUGAGGCUGAUGACUAUGGUGGCAGUGAUUCUAAGGAAAAUAUUGAAUUCUAUGGGAAGUGGCAACUGGAACCUCUAAAUCUGCCUCAUGCUGUAAAUGGGAUAGUUCCUAAGAAUGAGCGUGGUCAAGUUGAAGUUUGGUCUGAGAAAUGCCUUCCUCCAGGGACCGUGCACUUGAGGUUUCCAAAGGCAUUUGCUGUUGCAAAGAGGCUAGAAAUUGAUUAUGCGUCUGCCAUGGUUGGUUUUGAAUUUAAAAAUGGCCGUUCACAUCCUGUCUUUGAUGGCAUUGUGGU